Rhipicephalus microplus (southern cattle tick) is the source of this 570-nucleotide messenger RNA. Its product is annotated as methyl-CpG-binding protein 2-like. Lineage: Eukaryota; Metazoa; Arthropoda; Arachnida; Ixodida; Ixodidae. The record is from RefSeq and is a predicted model, not a curated record.
AUGAUCUCCGAGAGCGACCACGAUGCUCUGCCAGAAGGCUGGCGCCGCCGGGUCUGCCAGCGAACAAAGGGCCGCUCUGCUGGCAGGUGUGACGUGUACCUCUACACUCCAUCAGGCCAAAGGCUGAGGUCGCGAAGGGAGGUGGCUGCAUUCCUACGCAUUUCCUUAUCGACCCUGCCUCAGCACUUCAACUUGAAGCCGCCGCGCAGCGUGACGCGGUCGGCAAGCACCGAUGUGCCUGGUGAGGACAAGGCGCCGCCGGCAAGUCGUUCCCUGCCCGCUGCUGACAACAAACCCUCUACAAGCAGUGCUUCAGCGCAAAAUGAAGGCAGAGUGCUUUUAGCCGGGGACAGCGGAGAGAAGGGCAGUUUUACGGAGGCAGCUGCUGUGAGCACGUCGUCCGAGGACUCGACCAUGGCUAGGCCUAAUUUGAGAACUGAAGGCAGAGCGUCUGAGGUGCCGUUGAACGACGGUAUUGAGGCUGUCGCUAGCCGCAAAAAGGAAUCAGCGGCGUUGGAACGCCCCGUAGAGCCUUGGAGCGCUCUGCCCGAAAAUGAGACAAAAGACUAG